Molecule: messenger RNA, 1824 nt
Organism: Suillus subalutaceus
Lineage: Eukaryota; Fungi; Basidiomycota; Agaricomycetes; Boletales; Suillaceae
Product: cytochrome P450
Exons: 12
Coding region: 163-1722 (519 amino acids)
Molecular function (GO): monooxygenase activity; oxidoreductase activity, acting on paired donors, with incorporation or reduction of molecular oxygen; heme binding
Source: RefSeq, a predicted model, not a curated record
CAAUUUUGAUGAAGCAUCAGCGCAUCAGCAUCGGAAAACAAAGUUUGAUUGAGUAUCUUAUGGAGCUCUGUCAUGCUGUGUUACAUUUCUCAAGUCGUGUACUUUGCAGCGGUGCGUUAGCGUUCAAUUAUCCUUUCAGAGCUGGUCCGUUCCACCAAGGUCAUGAUUUCUAUGCUCCCAACUUCUGUCGCCCUACUCGCCGUUUGCGCUUUCUUACUAGUACUAUGGCCUUUUCGAGCUAGACUGAAGGGCUCGUUUAAUCAAAGUCCUUUACCCCCUGGGCCACCGCGCAGGUUCUUAGUUGGCAACUUGCUCGACAUCCCUCGCUUCCGUGCAUGGCACAAAUUUCUCCAGUGGAAGGAUCAAUAUGGGGACGUGGUGUAUGCUGAGGCACUAGGCAAUUCCAUCCUUAUCCUGAACACGAUUGAAUCUGUGACGGAUUUGUUGGUCAAGGAGCCUACUGUGUAUUCAGAUCGCCCAACCUUCACGAUGGUUGGCGAGCUGAUGGGUUUGGAUAAGAGUAUGCCAAUGCUACAAUAUGGGACGACAUGGAGAGCACACAGAAAAUUAUCCCGUAUGGCAUUGAGCCCAGAUGCAGUGAAGAAAUACCACAGGGUCCAGGAAGACAUCAUUGCCAUGUAUGUUGACAGUUUACUUGAGCAUCCCAUGGACUUCGCAUCACAGCUGCGUCUAACCGCGGGCCGAAUAAUCAUGACUGUUUCAUACGGAUUGCCGGUACAAACGCCAGAUGAUCUUUACAUCACUGAUGCGGAAGAGACUAUGGAGAUGAUAGGAAAGGCAACAGUCCCUGGGGCUUUUUUGGUUGAUCUUAUUCCUCUAUUGAAAUACCUUCCAUCUUGGAUCCCAUUCAAUAAUAUUCACUCAACAGGGUCAUUUGGGCGUCAACGAAUUGAACAACUGAUUUCGCGACCGUUUGAGCAUGUGCUUCAGGAAAGGGCCAAAGGUUCCGCCCAACCGUCUUUUGUAUCCGACUGUCUCGAGAAAAACCGGUCAAACGACAAUGCAGAAUCCAAGGUUUCACUAGAUCUUAUUCGCUGGGCAGGUGGUGCAUUAUAUGGCGGUAUGUGUGCUCCUACGUAUGCGACUAUCCUGACGUUUAUCCUGGCUAUGACGCUGUACCCUGAGGUUCAAAUCAAAAUCAGGCGUGAAUUAUCAGACAUUGUUGGGCUUCAUCAGCUGCCAUCCCUUCAAGAUCGUGACCGUCUACCAUAUGUCAGUGCUACUGUGAAAGAGGCGAUGCGAUGGAGUCCAGCCCUCCCUCUCGAACAUCAUUAUCGAGGAUAUUAUAUUCCAAAGGGUGCAAUUGUGUUACCAAAUGUCUGGGCCAUAUCGAAAGACGACAAAAGUGGCAUUCCUAGUGAAAUAUUUGCGCCUGAACGAUUCUUGCAGAAUUGCGUAAAGGAAACAGCAACUGAUCCCUACCUGUACGCGUUUGGUUUCGGAAGACGGGAAUGCCCUGGCAAAUCUUUGGGCGACAACAACCUUUUUCUUUUAGUUUCGUACAUAUCUGCUACGGUCGAAAUCUCGAGUCCAAAAGUUGCGUUGGGUCAUGGCAUUCCGCCAAAGCCAAAUUUCUCAGCCGGCUUGGUUAGCUUCCCUGAACCAUUCUCUGCUACAUUUUCUCCAGUGUCCAACCAGGCGGUUAUGUUGAUCAAGGAGAAAGUGGUUCCACUUCAAUCAGCAGAUUAUAUUACUCAGUGACAUACCAUAACAACAUUCCCCGACUCUACGAAGUAGGGAGGAUUUUGUAGCAUCUGAAAAAUCAGGCACCUGUAUCUUGAUUUCACACAAUGUGAACUUUAG